Molecule: messenger RNA, 6320 nt
Organism: Nannospalax galili (Upper Galilee mountains blind mole rat)
Lineage: Eukaryota; Metazoa; Chordata; Mammalia; Rodentia; Spalacidae
Gene: Apbb2
Product: amyloid beta precursor protein binding family B member 2
Exons: 18
Coding region: 561-2846 (761 amino acids)
Biological process (GO): regulation of DNA-templated transcription
Cellular component (GO): nucleus; cytoplasm
Molecular function (GO): amyloid-beta binding; transcription factor binding
Source: RefSeq, a predicted model, not a curated record
CCCUCCAAGCCUUUCCUCGCGCAGCCGCCGCCAAAGCCUGGAGAAGUGGAAUCUCGCCCGCGCCCCUCCCAGCGCGGGCCUCGAGGAGCCGCACUGGGCAUGCUCAGUCGCCGGAGCCUGUGCUGCUCUCAAGUAGGAAGCUCGCGUGCUGCAACCCCGCAGCUGAUCUCGGCGCCCCGCGGAGGGUAGACGCAAGCCGAGCCUCCGGGCAUCGGAACCGAGUGAGCGCCGCGCGCCGCGUUGGUUGGAACUGCUGUGUGAGCUGCUGUGAUUUCCAGCCAAGCAUGCUGUGGUCGGAUCUCCCCAGCUACGGAACAGAAACCUUUGCUGGAUGGAAAAUCCAUAAAAGAAAGCUCCUGUGAAAAGCCGAGACCAACAAUAGCUUGAACGAGCUCAGUGAACCAUCUCACUGUUUCCUGAAUACUUGGGAGUUGCUGAGGCCCUUGCCAGUGCUGACUAUCACUAUGGGCAGACGGUACCUGGAGGCUCACUGGUGUCCAGGCAGCUCAUAUUGCAAAUUAUAACCUAUUUCCUGCACCAUUGCUGGCACCCAGCGGUCCAUGUCAGAAGUACUUCCAGCUGACUCAGGUGCUGACACCUUGGCAGUGUUUAUGGCCAGCAGCGGAACCACAGACGUAGCAAAUCGGAACAGUCCAGCCACACCACCAAAUACCCUUAAUCUCCGUUCCUCCCACAAUGAACUGCUGAAUGCUGAAAUAAAACACUCAGAUGCCAAGAACAGCACACCACCCAAAUGCAGGAAAAAAUAUGCACUGACUAAUAUCCAGGCGGCCAUGGGUCUUUCAGAUCCAGCCGCUCAGCCCCUGCUGGGAAAUGGCUCUGCCAACAUCAAGCUAGUGAAAAAUGGGGAGAACCAGCUUCGGAAGGCUGCAGAGCAGGGGCAGCAGGACCCCAACAAAAACAUUAGCCCCACAGCAGUCAUCAACAUAACUUCUGAGAAGUUGGAGGGUAAAGAGCCACACCCACAGGAGUCCUCUAGCUGUGAGAUUUUGCCCUCCCAGCCCAGGAGAACUAAGAGCUUCCUCAAUUACUAUGCAGACCUGGAAACCUCAGCAAGAGAACUAGAGCAGAACCUGGGUGGCUGCCAUGGGAUUGGGGAGGAGAAAGCCCAGCCAGGCCCAGUCCAAGCCUCUGCCAUCAUUGGGAAUGGUGACUUGCCGCUGCAGAAACCAAACAAACCCCAGUCUAGCCCAGAGGAUGGCCAAGUAGCCACAGUGUCAUCCAGCCCAGAGACCAAGAAGGACCAUCCUAAAACAGGGGCCAAAACCGACUGUGCACUCCACCGGAUCCAGAACCUGGCACCGAGUGAUGAGGAAUCCAGCUGGACCACACUGUCCCAAGACAGUGCCUCCCCAAGCUCCCCGGAUGAGACAGCAGAUAUCUGGAGUGAUCAGUCAUUUCAGACAGAUCCAGAUUUGCCGCCUGGCUGGAAAAGAAUCAAUGACAUUGCUGGGACCUAUUACUGGCACAUCCCAACAGGAACAACGCAGUGGGAACGGCCCAUCUCCAUCCCAGCAGAUCUUCAGGGUUCUAGGAAAGGGUCACUUAGCUCUGUAACACCCUCUCCCACUCCAGAGAAUGAGAAACAGCCAUGGAGUGAUUUUGCUGUUCUGAAUGGGGGAAAGAUUAAUAGUGACAUUUGGAAGGAUUUGCAUGCAGCCACAGUUAACCCAGACCCCAGUUUAAAAGAGUUUGAAGGAGCAACACUACGCUAUGCAUCUUUGAAACUCAGAAACGCCCCUCAUGCUGAUGACGAUGAUUCUUGUAGUAUCAACAGUGACCCAGAAACCAAGUGUUUUGCUGUGCGCUCUCUAGGCUGGGUAGAGAUGGCAGAGGAGGAUCUCGCCCCUGGGAAAAGCAGCGUUGCUGUCAACAACUGCAUUAGACAGCUUUCCUACUGCAAAAAUGACAUCCGAGACACAGUCGGCAUUUGGGGAGAGGGCAAAGACAUGUACCUGAUCCUGGAGAACGACAUGCUCAGCCUGGUGGACCCCAUGGACCGCACUGUGCUGCACUCUCAGCCCAUCGUGAGCAUCCGUGUGUGGGGCGUAGGCCGAGACAAUGGCCGAGAGAGGGAUUUUGCUUAUGUAGCAAGAGACAGAGAUACACGAAUUUUGAAAUGUCAUGUAUUUCGAUGUGAUACACCAGCAAAAGCCAUCGCCACAAGUCUCCACGAAAUCUGUUCCAAGAUUAUGGCUGAGCGGAAGAAUGCCAAAGCCCUGGCCUGUAGCUCCUUACAGGAGAGGACCAACGUGAAUCUCGAUGUUCCUUUACAAGUAGAUUUUCCAACACCAAAGACUGAGCUGGUGCAGAAGUUCCACGUGCAGUACCUGGGCAUGUUGCCUGUGGACAGACCCGUCGGCAUGGAUACCCUGAACAGUGCCAUAGAAAGUCUUACAACCUCAUCCAACAAGGAGGAUUGGCCAUCAGUGAACAUGAACGUGGCUGAUGCCACUGUGACAGUCAUCAGCGAAAAGAAUGAAGAGGAAGUCUUGGUGGAGUGUCGAGUGCGGUUUUUGUCCUUCAUGGGUGUCGGUAAGGAUGUCCAUACAUUUGCCUUCAUCAUGGACACAGGGAACCAGCACUUUGAGUGCCAUGUGUUCUGGUGCGAGCCUAAUGCCGCCAAUGUGUCAGAGGCCGUCCAGGCUGCCUGCAUGUUGCGAUAUCAGAAGUGCUUGGUAGCCAGGCCACCUUCACAGAAAGUUCGGCCUCCACCUCCGCCAGCAGACUCAAUGACCAGAAGAGUCACAAGUAAUGUAAAACGAGGGGUCUUGUCUCUCAUUGACACUUUGAAACAGAAACGUCCUGUCACAGAAAUGCCAUAGCUGCUCAAGGAUUCUGUUACUUUUUCCUGAAGAUCAAAUAGCUGCACUAAAGCAAAGGAACUGCUACCUGGCCUUCCAUUCAGUUGCUGAUGCUUUGUCUCCAGAGAACUUAUCCUUAACCAGACAGUGUUAGACAAGCAUGUUCUCUCGUCUUGCCACCAUCACGUGAUAUGCAAAGAAGCAUGAAUAAUUUUUUUUCUGUAAGUUACAUCAUAAGCAGUGGAAGGUCUUUUUCUUAUUGUAAAUAUUGUGAACAUGACUUCACAUACACACGAAAGAAUGUGGCCACACCUUCCUAGAGACCUGUGCUGCAUCCUUGGGGUGAAUGGCACCCAAGUUCAUUUCACUGUCCUCCUGACCGGAUCUGUCACAAGCAACCUUUUGGUCUUUCAGCACUUUGCCCUGUUUUCAGCAUUCAAAAAAUUUAGACACUGAAUAACAGAUACCAUUGAAUUGCUGUAAAAAUAGGGUGAUGGAUUUGAGUUUUAGUUUUUCAUAAAACUGAUCCUGUUGGUUGACAAAAAUUGGCUGUUGGCAUCAGCACAGACACCAACUAGCAGCUCUCCUCCGCGAGCUCUUUGACACAUGGACACUAUUUCAUGUCUACAGCUGUUUGUGGGGUGUUGGGAAAGAGUGAAACUUUCAAAUUGAUGGAAAACUAAAUUUGAGGAAUUAAAAUCAAACAAAAAAUAGCCUUUUAAGAUGGUUUUAAAACUGAUUAUUUUAAAAAAGAGAUUAACAAAAAAUGCAUCUUGGAUGGAAUAUAUUUCAAGCUUCUGCCUUACAUUGUACAGUGCAGCUAGGGAAUUAAGUACAUAUGGCCAUUCUCUGCCCAGACAUGAAAAUGAAUACACCUAUACCUUUCAUCCUUAGUUUGAUAACCAGCUAAUAUGCAAUUUAGAGUUGAGGAAAUGCCAUUCCUGUCUCUGUCCUACAAUUUCAUUUUACUCCCCCACCACAUGAUUCCUGUUAGUCCACCUCCUAGAGGUAAUGUUCUCCUAGAAUUCUCUACCCCAACUUUUCUCUAAUGCUUUUUGUCCAGAAAGCUGUCUAUCCAUCAUAUAUUGUCCAUGGCAACAAACAAUUGAACUCUUCUUGAAUUUAUGUGUUUAAUGUUAGAAAUUUGAUUAGACUUGAACGGAUAUGUUUUAAAACUUCUAUUUUUCCAUUUUACUUUCAAGAUUUAAAUUUUUCUUAUCAGAAUAAAAUAUACAUAGGAAUAAUGAACUGUUUGACAAUUUCCCCAAAAUAGCGUUUUCCUGCUUCUUUUUAUAUGUGUAAGAAAUUGAGCUAUAAAAAUACACAGAUUUAGACUCUUGUCAACAAUGUUGUUUCAAAAGGAAGUUGCAAAGGAGAUCAAUCUUAAUAUCGUUUACUCUAAUGUCAAUUAACAUCCUAAAGUUAUAAAGGUAAUGCUUUGUGUUUAUACACUGCUUUGUGCUUGUCAAAAUGGUUUCCACAGUCUUAAUCACAUUUGAGCCUUAUUAGGUAGAAAAGGUACUAAACUCAUUGAAGAAAUCAAAACAUAAAGUACCAAGAGGCUAAAUAAGUGGCCUAGGAUCUCACCAAAGCUCAUGAGAGCCAGAACCAGUACCCACAAUUCCCAGCUCUUGCCACAUUAUGCCUCUUCUACUCAGUCAGGAAGACCCUUUCCAAAUGACUCUAGGCCCAUACGAAGAAGAGCAGAUACUGGAAAUAAUGUCAGGUAACCUCAGAAUUCUCAAGUAAAUAAGGAAAUUUUCCAGUGUGUCUGCACAGUAGCGUUAACCAUAAGACCAUUGUCGUCUCUCAGUCCAGGACUGUGUUCCUCACAUGUGUUGUAGAGGAAUUGUCUUCCUUUAGCAGCCUGUUCCAAGCUGUGAGAUGUUCUAGAGAUGAUGUUACUUGUGGUAGAGAUAUUCCUAACUCAUGGCACUUAGCCGCCAGAGAGCACGCUGGAAUGAGUGGGAGGUCUUCUGCCUAUGGCUCCCUCAGAGAAUUCAUGGAGUGGGGUGCAGGAGCUGGAAUUGUUGGCACCCUAAUGUUACAAUAAAAAUGACACUACUUGAGAAAAUGUGUUAUACUUGGUGCCAACUUACUAUCUGAAGUAACCAGUGCCAUCUGAGAAAUGACUGCAUUAAGAAAACCUUGCUGUGCCCAGUAAAAAUGAUUCACAGUUCAGUUAUGAUUGUCUUUCAUCUUGAUCUCCACAGUGUAAUGUUUGAGUGCACCCAACUUCAAAACUCUGAACAAGUAAUCCACAUUUCUGUAGGAAAUCUCUACCCAAACCUCCUGUUCAUUUUAAGAUAUACAUUUGUUUGUUUUCAGGAUCAAGAAUACUGAGCUAGCUUUAAGUAGCAAACUGAUUUAUAUAUGCAAUUUUAGGAUGCAGUAAGAUGAAUGAUAGCCUUUACAUAUUAAAAACUUUACUGCAGAUAUUUUGUUUUGAAAAUAGCUUUGCAUACUAAAUGCAGGUUAAUUUUAUAAAAUUAUGUUAAGCAGUAUGUUCAGACACUUUCUGCCAUGGCCAAAAAGUAUGUAUGAAAAUACGUGUGUAUUUGUCUGUGAAAGGAUGCCAGUGUUUUACCUGAGAUCUUAGUGAUACUUCAGUUAUCUAUGCAUUCUUUAUAUCUGUGAUUCAGUAAACAGGCAGCCAUGUUUGCUAUGCCUUGUAUGUCUUAUCAUUUUUUAAUUAACCUGUCAAAUACAGCUUAAAGUAUUUUUAUUUUAUUUAUUCUAUUUUUACUGAAAUAUACUGCAUUAUUAUGUUAAUGUAUUAUCUUUACCGGAUAUAAUGUCACAAUGUAUCCAGGUCUACGUAAUCUCAGUGAACUAUACAUUGCCUAGAAGGUGGUUUUGUAAUGAUUUAUAGUUACAUUUUUAUUGGAGUAUGUAGAAAAAAAGGUAAAAAUGCUUAAAGUUCCUUUUAUUUUUUAAAAGCAGCUAGCUAGAUGCACUCUCACCACCUCAUCUAUGUGCUCCUUGGCAGCAUCAAGGGAAACAGCCAACAUGCCUGUGGCUAAGGACUUUACUUUGUAGACUAAGGCACUGUGCGGUGCUUCGUUUUUAUAUCCUUCACAACACAUGUGAUUUCAUCUGAAAGAUAUACAUAUAUCCACAAACCCUUUGUUUCCACCUAGGUUUAAGAUCACCACAACUAAUUAGAGCCAUUGUUUUUUGUUUGUGUGUCUAAUUGCAUGAAGGGACAUUAGAUCCAUUUCCAUUAAAACAAGUUCUUGGUGAUAACUGUUGGCACUGCUACUUUUCUAAAAAAUUCACUUUAGGAGUGUAAGAAGGACAAUUAACAAGACUACUCAAUUUGAGGCCAUUGACUAGGAGCCCCAAAGCUUCCUUUUUGUGUAUGGCACACUCAUUUUAUGAGCAUUGCAACACAAGAUUUCAAAAAACAACAUGAAACACAUCUGACAUCAGGACAAUUUAAUAAAACCAUAAGCUCUCUGGUUGGCCAGGCUUAACCUAAUACCAUCUACUGUC